CUAAAUAACCUCGACGCCAAGCUACCUGGGGAGUCUACAAGGAUGGGAAAUACAGACGACCUCGACGCAGCCAUCUCGAGAGCCGAAGAAGCGCUGGCGUCUACUCCCCUCAGCCACUCCGACCGAGCGAUGUAUCUCGCAAUGUAUAUAAGUAACCUCGGGGUCCUCCUAUCCGAUCGAUACCAAAGGAGGGGAAAUGCAGACGACUUGGACGCGGCCAUCUCGAAGGCCGACGAAGCGCUGGCGUCCACUCCUCUUAACCACUCCGAUCGAGCGAUGUAUCUACAUAACCUCGGGAAAGGGCUGGCUUUUAGAUAUGAGAGGACGGGAAAUGCAGGCGACCUGGACACUGCCAUCUCAAAGGCCGAAGAAGCGCUGGAGUCCACUCCUCUAACCCACUCCAACCGAGCGAUGCAUCUAAAUAACCUCGGAAGCUGGCUAGCUGCUAGAUACACGAGGACGGGAAAUGCAGACGACCUGGACGCUGCCAUCUCGAAGGCCGAAGAAGCCGUGGCCUCCAUGCCCCUUAACUCCUCUAGGCGAGUGAUGUAUCUACAUAACCUUGGGAACAGGCUAUACAAUAGAUACACGAGUUCGGGAAAUGCGGACGACUUGGACGCUGCCAUCUCGAAGGCUGAAGAAGCCGUGGCAUUCACUCCUCUUAACCACUUCGACCGAGGGAUGCGUCUAAAUAGCCUCGGAAACUCACUAGCUGCUAGAUAUCAGAGGACGGGAAAUGCGGACGACCUGGACACUGCCAUCUCGAAGGCCGAAGAAGCCGUGGCGUCCACUCCUCUUGGCCACUCUAACAGAGCAAUGUAUCUUAGUAACCUCGGGAUAAAGGUAUUUGAUAGGUUCAAGAGGACGGGAAAUGCAGAUGACCUGGAAGCUGCCGUCUCGAAGACCGAAGAAGCGCUGACCUCCACCCCUCUUAGCUACCCCGGCCGGGCGAUGUAUCUAAGUAACCUAGCGGUCAUCCUAUCAGAUCGAUACCAGAGGAGGGGAAAUGCAGACAACCUGGAUGUGGCCAUCUCAAAGGCCGAAGAAGCGCUGGCGUCCACUCCUCUUACCCACUCCAACCGAGCAGCACAUCUAAAUAACCUUGGGAAUGGGCUAGCUGCAAGGUAUGCGAGUACGGGAAACGGAGACGACCUGGACGCAGCCGUCUCGAAGGCCGAAGAAGCGCUGACGUCCACUCCUCUUACCCACUCCGACCGAGCAAUGCGUCUACAUAACGUCGGAAACUGGCUAGCUGCUAGAUAUUGGAGGACGGGACAUGCGGACGACCUGGACGCAGCUAUCUCGAGGGCCGAAGAAGCCGUAGCCUCCACCCCCUUUAACCAUUCCAACCGAGCGAUAUGUCUACAUAGCUUCGGGAUCAAGCUGUCCGAUAGAUACCAGAGGACGGGAGAUGCGGAGGAUGAGUGCGCGGCACUGGACGCUUUCUUACAAUCUAGUCAAUGCUUGGCAUCGGCCCCUUUGGAGCGCAUUCGAGGUGCCCGGCAAGCUCUUCGAAUCCUCACUAGGAAUGGCCACUGGGAUCAAGCCCACAUUGUUUCAGAGACUGCUGUGAACCUUCUUCCUCGCGUGUGUAGUCGCUUCUUAUCCCGUGACGACCAACUGCAUGCUGUGCGACAGACCUCGGGCCUGGCUGCAGAUGCAUGUUCUCUAUCCCUCCAGAAAGGGGAUGUUGACGAAGCGCUUCGCAGGAUCGAAUUCGGACGCGGAUUCAUUCUCGGAUACCUGAUCGACGGUCAGAGCGAUCUAUCUGAGCUGAAAAAGACGCAUCUGAACCUAGCCAAGGAAUAUGAGCGGCUUCGCUUAGAGGCAUUUCGGCAGGUCGACAGCGACGAGCGAGCAAUCCGAGAGCAGCUGUCUAGAGCGCGCCAAGAAGCCGAACGCCAGUUAGGAGACUGCGAACGCCGGAUCCGCAAGGAACCGGGAUUUGAGCAUUUUCUCCAGCCACCAUCCACAGAAGAGCUCACAGCGUGCGCCAGUGAGGGCCCGAUCGUCAUUGUUAACGCCACGGAUAUUGGCUCUGACGCGAUUCUUGUCCUGCCAUCCGGCCCCAAAGCUAUAGCCCUAACUGAGAUUACUUCCGAGGCUCCCGAGGCUUUCCAGAAGGCUCUCGGAAGGAAUAGAGCGAUCAAUGAUAGAGGUUUCCAGCGGGACAUCGAGAGCGACGUUCAGCCGGAGCACAGCGCCGAGUUUCUAUCAUGGCUCUGGUUAACCUGCGUUAAGCCGGUGCUCCAGGAGCUGGCAUGCUACAGUCCAUCGCCCGCAUCGGAUAAAAUCCAACGAGUCUGGUGGAUUGGGACAGGUGCUGCCAGCUCUCUUCCAUUUCACGCUGCUUGUCAGUAUCACAACGGUCACAUAAAUGAAGCCGAGAGCUGCUUGGGCCAGAUAAUCCCGUCAUACACUCCGACAAUUAAAGCUCUUAGAAAUGCUAGGAAACGUUCGCUAGCAGUGGGGAAGUUCAACAGCAAAGACACUUCUGUCCUGAUUGUUACAAUGCCGACUACACCGGGCCAGAGCGCGCUGAGCGGAGUGGUUCGCGAGCAAGAGGCCAUUGCGGAGACGAUCAAGCAGGCCUAUACCAUCAGACCUCCUCUGCAGCACCCAACUGCCGAUGAGGCGUUAAGAGGUAUUCACGAAUCCGAAAUUGCGCACUUUGCGUGUCACGGAUGUGCAGAUCUCAUGGACCCUUCCAACAGUCACCUACUCCUCCAGAAGAACAGUGAUUCGGGCCCAGUCGUGGACCGACUUACUGUGUCAGCUCUGAUGGGCGCGAAUCCGCAAGGCCGAGCGUGGUUAGCCUAUCUAUCGGCUUGCUCAACGGCGGAGAUCAGAGUGAAGUCUCUCGCGGACGAAAGCAUCCACAUGGCGAGUGCCUUCCAGGUUGCCGGCUUUGCUCAUGUCAUUGGUUCUCUGUGGCCGGCCGGCGACGAAGUCUGCGUCCGGGUGGCCAAGCUUUUCUAUAAAUCUCUUUUAAGACGUAACAGCACUACAGAUCCGAAUCGGGCCGUCGCAGCAGCACUGCGGGACGCUGUGCUACAGGUCCGCAAGGAGCACGGCAGUGGGCCCAGCGUUUGGGCGCUCUACAUUCAUUUAGGAGCUUGAUUUUUUGAUUUCCUAACGAUACUUGUAGAAGG
This is a messenger RNA of Lindgomyces ingoldianus, 3152 nucleotides long. RefSeq lists its product as uncharacterized. The record is from RefSeq and is a predicted model, not a curated record. The transcript is spliced from 2 exons. The coding region runs from base 43 to 3120 and encodes 1025 amino acids. Lineage: Eukaryota; Fungi; Ascomycota; Dothideomycetes; Pleosporales; Lindgomycetaceae. Gene Ontology annotation, molecular function: protein binding.